This is a messenger RNA of Setaria italica (foxtail millet), 1588 nucleotides long. RefSeq lists its product as uncharacterized. NCBI's taxonomy places the organism in Eukaryota, Viridiplantae, Streptophyta, Magnoliopsida, Poales, Poaceae. The record is from RefSeq and is a predicted model, not a curated record. Gene Ontology annotation, molecular function: methyltransferase activity. Bases 126 to 1487 code for a protein of 453 amino acids. The transcript has a single exon.
CGUAGCUUCCUACGAUCCGGACGAAGAAGCCACACACGGCUUCACGCCGCCUCCAUUCUAGCUGCAUUGUCUGGUGAUCUCUGGUCCAGAGCAGCAGCGCGUCGGCGAGCGAAAGGGAUCGUACCAUGGAGGCCGCCGACCUCCUCGACGGGAACGGGAAGAACAAGCCGCCGCCGCAGCCCAGGCGGCGGCGGUGGUACUGCAGCACGACGGCGGUCACGCUGCUCAUGUUCCUGCUCACCAACACCGUCUCCAUCGUCGUCUCCUCGGGCGCCGGCCCCUCCCUCCUCCGCCGCUACAAGCCCUCCACCAUCCGCCUCUGGGACGGCUCUGCCGCGCUCCUCGCCGACCUCAACGCCACGCAGGCCGACCUCGCCGCCAGCCGCGCCGAGCUCGCGGGACUCUACGCCCGCGUCGGCACCGCCAACGAGCUCCUCCGCACCCUGCUCGACUCCAUGGCCGCGCGGGACGCCGCGGACAUCGUCGCCAUCGCCGGCGGAUGGAAGCGAGAGCCCUCCGGCGAGCUGAAGCUGGCCGUCGGACCACAUAACACGUCCAUGACCGCCGGACACGGCCGGAACGCCACCGGCGAGGCGGCGACGGCGGUGUUCCCGGCUCUGGGCCACGGGUGCGUCCGCGUCCAGGACGACCUCGAGCGAUACAUGAACUACACUCCCGGUGGGGAGUGCCCGUCCGACGAGGCGCUGGCGCACCGGCUGAUGCGCAGCGGUUGCGAGCCCCUAACGCGGCGCCGGUGCCGCGCGCCGUCGCCCAAGGGGUACCGGCAACCGUCGCCGCUGCCGACGAGCCUCUGGGUCACGCCACCGGACACCAGCGUGCUCUGGGACGCGUACUACCCGUGCAAGAACUACUCGUGCCUGGCGAGCUCCCGCGGCGUCGACCUCCGCCGCGUCGGCCGGGAGAAGGCCCGGUGGGCGCGCGACGACGGCGCGCUGUCCUACUCCAUCGCCACCGUGCUCGCGACCCGCCCCAACGGCACGGUGCGCGUCGGCCUCGACCUCGCCGGCGGCGGGUCCUCCUACUCCCCCGGCACGUUCGCGGCGCGGAUGCUGGAUCACGGGGUCACCGUGGUGACCGCGGCCGUGAGCGCCGCCGCGCCGCUCAACAGCUUCGUCGCGUCGCGGGGGCUCAUCUCCGUGCACGUCACCGCCGCGCACCGGCUGCCCUUCUUCGACCGCACGCUCGACAUCGUGCACGCGGCGGCGGGUGGCCUCGGCGACGGCGGCGGAUCGAGGGUCCCCGCCGACGUGAUGCUGGAGUUCGCGCUGUUCGACGUGUACAGGGUGCUGAGGCCCGGGGGCCUGUUCUGGCUCGACCACUUCCCCUGCCCCGGGGCGCAGCUCAACGCGACGGUGGCGCCAAUGCUUGGUCGCGUCGGGUUCAAGAAGCUCCGGUGGAACACCGGCCGGGGGAAGGAGAAGGACCAGUGGUACGUCUCGGCGCUGUUGGAGAAGCCCAUGGCAUAAGAAAAUUGUGGGUUUUUUUCUCAUAGGAAACUAGUGGUUGUAAUAAUCCUGUAAUGUUCUUCUUGCUUGAUUCCUGCUUGUCUCUCUGGCAUUUUGCACGA